UCCGAAUAAGAAAAUAAAAUUAAAUCAGAGAAGAUAAAAAUAAAAAAGGAAAGAAACUUCAUGCUCUUUUAUGACGAAGAGCGAGCCUCCGAUUCAGAUCAGUAAUCCUUGACCUUCUAUUGGAAUCCAUCAAAACCCACGUCGAAUCCUCAGAAAUCGAUCGAACCCCAUCUCGCAAAUCUCACUUUCCCACGAACCAAACAAGCUCAAUCUUCCUCGCAGCUUCAAGCGGAGGUGGAUUUACAGAAAUGGACGUAAAUUUUGUGCGUGGGGCAACAUGCAGUGUGUGAAUACGUGGGAGAGUUCGGAAUUUUGGAAUUUAUAGAUUGGGAGGAGUCGGAGGUUUUGUUGGGUCGGAGAUGGCGAAUCCGGUGGUGAGAGUGAGGAGGGAGACGAUUGCAGCAUGCAUGACUUGUCCUCUCUGCGAUAAGCUUUUCAGAGACGCCACCACCAUAUCUGAAUGCCUUCACACGUUUUGCAGGAAGUGCAUAUAUAAUAAGAUUUCAGACGAGGAACUAGAAGUCUGUCCAAUAUGCAACAUAGACCUGGGUUGUGUUCCACUGGAGAAAUUAAGGCCAGAUCACAGCUUGCAAGAUGUAAGGGCUAAGAUUUUCCCUUUUAAAAGAAGAAAGGUUAGUGCACCUGAAGUUAUGCCUUCAGUUACAUUACCAGCAAGAAGAAAGGAGAGAUCUCUCUCAUCGUUGGUGGUCAACACUCCCAGAGUAUCAACUCAAGCCACCAUGACGGGAAGGAGAACUAAAGCUGUUGCGAGAAAGGCUUCUGCUUUACAGGCAUCCAGUUUUUUGGUUGAGACACCUAUUAAGAAAGAGGAAGGUUCCGCGGAAGAUCACCUUGAGAGCAGCAGCUCACCUGAGGUCUCAAAUAAGUCCGGUCAAAAUAACAAGCAGAGUUCUUUUUCUGCUGAGACUAGCCAACCUGUAUCCAAUAAAGAAACUGAGAACGGCGGUGAACCAUGGGAAGGGAAAUUGGAUCUCUGGAAACCAUUAAAUUGUUUGGUUGAAGUUGCGAAUAGGACCAAGUCUUUCAAAUCCAACUCCCAAGGGUCUGAAAAUAAAGUAGAACCGGUGCAUGUCAUUGCCAGUGAACCUCAGGUUCGCAAGUCCAAAAAUAAGGAAAACAAACAGAAAUCAAAAGUAGAGGGGGAAAAGAAUAGUAAUUAUCCUACCUCUCCAGAAACAGUAAAACCUAAAAAGCUGCGUAGGAUUCGACGAAAGAGGGAAUCCUUUGGAGAAUCAAGCAUUUCACCCCAAGCUGUUCUGGAUGCAGCCAUUGGCAAACAUGAAAGAAGAGCUGGUCCAAUUUGGUUCUCACUCGUAGCUUCUGAAGAUCAGGAAGGAGAUGAACCCUUGCCUCAACUUCCGACGAGUUACUUAAGAAUAAAAGAUGGAAGUGUGCCUGUCUCGUUCAUCCACAAAUAUCUAAUGAUGAAACUAGAUCUCACUAGCGAAGCCGAGGUUGAAAUCAAAUGUAUGGGGCAACCAGUGGUUCCCACAUUAGAGAUGUAUAAUUUAGUUGAUCUGUGGCUACAAACGGCAUCACCUUCAGAACGAAUUACAGCAUCCAUCGGGUCCUCUGCGAAAGAUUUUGUGAUGGUGCUGGCUUAUUCCCGAAAGGUCUCAAACUCCUAACAGUUCACUCAUCCUUGUUUCCCAUUGAAUUUGUGAGAUGAUCGAGAGGCAGUUUCUGAUCCGGCAUGUAUGUUAUGAGUAUGUGUUGCAAACUUGCAAUCACCAUGUUGUCUACUGCAGCUGGCCACAGCAGGGUUAACGGGGACGAAUGGACUACUGAAGAAACGCUCGCUCAUCUUCCCCGUACGCUAGUGUGGCAUGUUGUUCAUGGCGAAUGGCCAUUGCAAUGUAUGUAUUAUACCUGAUCCAAUUUUCUUCUUCUUCAAAUUUUUGGUUCGCGUUAUGUAAUGCAGGAGUUGUAUAAACCCGACUGAUACAGAGUCUCAGGGCGCAGUUUGCUUGUCUGUAACACAAUUCAAAGUACCAAUACACUAAUUUUUUUCUUUUAUCAUCAAGAAACAGCAUUUUUUUU
Pyrus x bretschneideri (Chinese white pear) is the source of this 2061-nucleotide messenger RNA. Its product is annotated as E3 ubiquitin protein ligase DRIP2. The record is from RefSeq and is a predicted model, not a curated record. Gene Ontology annotation, molecular function: ubiquitin-protein transferase activity. The coding region runs from base 360 to 1649 and encodes 429 amino acids. The transcript is spliced from 8 exons. Lineage: Eukaryota; Viridiplantae; Streptophyta; Magnoliopsida; Rosales; Rosaceae.